CCGGAUCGGCCCAUCCGCCACGAGAUCAUCCUCGUGGCCGGGGCCGUACCUCCGCAUGGUUGCAUCUACCGCAUGAGUGAGGAAAAGUUAAGUGUGCUACAAGCACAAUUCGACGACCUUCUCGAGAAAGGCUGGAUUCGACCUAGCUCUUUGCCAUACGGUGCUCCCAUUCUCUUCGUUUGGAAGAAGAACAAGGAUUUGCGGUUGUGCAUCGAUUAUUGCAAGCUCAAUGUGCAAACCGUCAAGAACGUCGGCCCUCUUCCGCGCAUCGACGACCUCCUCGAACGGUUGGGCGGCGCCAAGUUCUUCUCCAAGCUUGACCUCAAAUCGGGAUAUCACCAACUCGAGAUCCGACAGGAGGACCGCUACAAGACCGCGUUUAAGACACGACAUGGGCAUUUCGAAUGGCUGGUUAUGCCUUUUGGCCUUAUGAAUGCCCCAGCCACAUUCCAAGCGGCUAUGACAACGGAGUUCCGACACAUGCUGGAUAGAUUCGUACUCAUCUACCUCGAUGACAUCUUGGUGUACAACCGGAUUUUGGACGAGCAUGUGGAGCACCUACGCACCGUUUUGGAGCGGCUACGACAAGCCAAGUACAAAGCCAACCGCGACAAAUGCGAAUUCAUGCGGCAAGAGCUGCAAUACUUGGGACAUUAUGUGACACCGCAAGGCAUCCGUCCGCUUGCGGACAAGAUCGAGGCCAUCCGUGUAUGGCCCGAGCCCACCAACACCACGGACAUUCGCUCAUUCAUGGGGUUGGCGGGCUACUAUCAACACUUCAUCACCGGGUACUCAAGGAUUGCCGCACCUAUGACGAGAUCGCAAUCGCCAAAGUUGUCAUUCGUAUUCGAUGAUGACGCACGCCGAUCAUUCCGAGCACUCAAGACGGCCAUGCUCAUGGCACCCGUCCUUAGCAUCUACGCACCCCGUGGAGUAUUUCAGCCACAAAGUGUCUCCCAUCAAUUCACUUGAUGAUGCAAGGAAGAAGGAGCUGCUCGCGUUCGUGAUGGCUCUC
This is a messenger RNA of Chara braunii, 1015 nucleotides long. NCBI's taxonomy places the organism in Eukaryota, Viridiplantae, Streptophyta, Charophyceae, Charales, Characeae. The record is from the annotation of a GenBank genome assembly.